Laetiporus sulphureus 93-53 is the source of this 654-nucleotide messenger RNA. RefSeq lists its product as uncharacterized. The record is from RefSeq and is a predicted model, not a curated record. The transcript has 7 exons. The coding region runs from base 1 to 654 and encodes 217 amino acids. NCBI's taxonomy places the organism in Eukaryota, Fungi, Basidiomycota, Agaricomycetes, Polyporales, Laetiporaceae.
AUGAAGGUUGUCGCUCUCUUUUCUGCUGCCGCCCUCGUUGCGUCCGCCGCAGCCCUGACCAUCAACACGCCUUCGGACGUGAACGAGUGCGAGCCUUCUGCGUUCUCGUGGACUGGUGGAACCGAGCCUUACUACCUCGCCAUCAACUAUGGCACGGACCCUGACGGUACCGCGAUCCAGUCGUACGGUCCGCUCACUGGUACCUCCUUUACCUGGUCCACCAACAUCUCGUCCAAUACCGAACUCGUUCUCACGCUUAAAGACAGCACUGGUACCACCGCCCAGUCCGGUGACUUCACCGUUGGCACGGGCACAACCAGUUGCUUGACCGCGAGCGGUUCAAGUGCGGCUGCAAGCUCUACCUCCGCGGCUAGUUCGUCUGCUGCUGCUUCUAGUAGUGCAGCUGCAUCUAGCUCUGCGAGUGGAUCUUCGGCCAGUUCGGCUGCUUCGGCUGCAUCGACCAGCUCGGCCUCCAGCGCGGCCUCCAGCGCCUCCGGCGCGUCUGCUGCUGCUUCUUCUUCGGCAAGCGGCACGUCGACUGGUGCUGCUAGUUCAUCCACGACCUCGGCGAGCACGAGUGGCGCGCUCAACAAGAUCGCCCAUGUGGGCCUGGCAGCUGCUGUCGGUGCUGCGGUCGGCUUCGUCCUCGCUUAA